AUUCCUCUGAAUGGAGGCGGCCGAAAGGGAGCGCGUGUCCGAAAGCUCAAGAGAGAGCAGCGGCCGUGUGGAUUAAACGGGCGACAAAGCCUGUACAGUGGUACCUCAGAUUACAGACGCUUCAGGUUACAGACUCCGCUAACCCAGAAAUAUUACCUCGGGUUAAGAACUUUGCUUCAGGAUGAGAACAGAAAUCGUGCAGCAGCAGCAGGAGGCCCCAUUAGCUAAAGUGGUGCUUCAGGUUAAGAACAGUUUCAGGUUAAGAACGGACCUCCGGAACCAAUUAAGUACGUAACCUGAGGUACCACUGUACCUUAUAUGAAAGGGGGCCGGGGGGGGGGAGGAGAGAAACAACAGGACGACCCUCCUCCGUCGGAUGCAUUGAUUGAAAUCGGACCGCCCCAAGUAUAGAUAUAUCUUCCAUCAUGGUGGGCGAGAGGAGAAAUGGAAAUCUGCUGGUGCAUCUUGGGCCCAAACUGCAGGCCUAUCCCGAGGAGCUAAUCCGGCAGCGCCGUGGCCACGAUGGCCACACCGAAUACUUGAUUCGCUGGAGCAUCCUUAGCUUGGAUGACAGCCUAGGCAACAGCGCCAAUGCUGCUUCCUCCGAGAGCAAAACGGAGAAUAUUCUGAUGUGGAUGUCGGCAGAGGAGGUUUAUGCCAACUGCCCCACACUGCUGGGCAAGAGGAAACCUGAGGGGCAGCGGGUAAAGGAGGAAAAAGCACCUAGCACAUUCCCAUCUGACGUCACUCUGGAUGAGGCCUCGCUGCUUGAGAUGAAGGCUGAUGUCAGGAACCUGGUGCAGCGGGCUGCUCGGCAAAUGGCCAGGACUACAGGCCCAGAGUCCUCCAUCCUGAACACCAUCCAUGUGCUCAGUGCCUAUGCCAGUAUUGGCUCGUUGACAGGUGUCUUCAAAGAGACAGGUGCUCUGGAUCUGCUGAUGAAGAUGCUGUGUAAUGAGGAGAAGCAGAUUCGCCGAAGUGCUGGGAAGAUGCUGAGGGCCCUGGCUUCCCAUGACGCAGGAAGCCGAGCGUAUGUUCUCUUGUCCCUGAGCCAGCAGGAUGGCAUUGAGCAGCAUAUGGAUUUUGACAGCCGCUAUACUCUCUUGGAGCUGUUUGCAGAGACAACAUCUUCCGAAGAGCACUGCAUGUCCUUUGAAGGCAUCCAUCUCCCUCAGAUUCCAGGGAAGCUGCUGUUUUCUCUGGUGAAGCGCUAUUUGUGCGUCACCUCCCUCAUGGACAAGCUGAACAGCACCACAGAACUGGGAGGGGAACGCCAAGACUGCGCAGCCCCCAGCGCAAACUUUGGGGAAAAGAGUCGGGUGCAACGGGAGUUUGACUUCAGCAUGGCCAUGGCGAACCUCAUUUCGGAGCUGGUGCGGGUCAUGGGGUGGGACCGCAGCCAGGAAAGGGAGCUUUCCCUCAGGGAGACGCAGCCUCGAGUCGUCCGCUCCAUCUUCCAGCCCAAGGGUUCCACUUGUACUGCUGUCCAGGUCCCUCUGGUCACCCCAAAGCCGUCGCCACGGAAAAAGCAAGGGCAGGGAUUUUUGACUUUGUCAGAUUUCUCCAACCGUAGCAGCUAUGUAGAGUAUGUGCAGGAGAACCUGAAGCCGGGGAUGACGGUGCGCAUGCUGGAAGACUACGAGGAGAUCAAUAUCGGAGACGAGGGCGAAUUUCGCCAAAGUAAUAGUGGGAUGCCCCCUGUACAGGUUUUGUGGCAGUCCACGGGCCGCACCUACUGGGUGCACUGGCAUAUGAUAGAGAUUACAGGCUCCGGGGAGCAACCUGAAGAGGAGGCUGCCCAAGAAAAGGUCUCCAAUAUAACAGAGAACCUGCAGCUACACACAGUUACUAAGACCUUCUACUGCAAGCCACUCGGAGGACUGUACUCUCUACCAUACCUGACGGAUCGGAUGAAUGAGAACUCUGGGACGCUGAGCCGGGCUGAAUGGUGGGAGCUCCUCUUCUUCAUUAAGAAGCUAGAACAGCAGGAGCAGCAGGAAGUGGUCCAGUUCAUCCAGCAAAAUCACGAAGAGGCGGUGUCGGAGCUAGAUGAAGAGGGCCUGAUCCAGCUGUCGGUGUCAGUAGAGUUGGCUAAGAAGGUGCUGCAGCUCCUGAGCAAGUACUGCCAGGGCUGCACCUGCAGCGACCUGCAUAGCUCUCACGUCUAUCUCAAGUAUUCCUUCAGCAAAGGAGGGACAGAGCAGAACUGCCAAAAUGUGGACGUUACGCCCCUGGAUUGUGGCGGCCUUUCUGAAGGCAUGGCGUCCAAAAAGCCAAAGAAGGAGUCGCUCUCGGCUGAAGUGCCUUCUCCAGCUCCAUCGGCGGCAGAGAAGACUGACACACAGCUGAUUAACGAGCUCCUCAAAGUGGAAGGCCUUUCAUUUCCGGACACGUUGGAUGAAAAAGCCAAGACUUUUUGCAGCCUCAAGGUGACAGGGAAGAGGAACUCACUGGAGAAGCUAGCAGAUGUUGUGGAUAUAAUCCAGAAAUCUAGUUCUGAGGUUGCGCUGCAGAUGGCUGGACUCAGAUUCAUCACCAAGAUCUUGGAGGAUGAACCUGGUCAAGAGAGACAAGUCAUCAAAGUGGACAGUGGUCCUUCAGUCAGAGAGAAAAUGGUGAAGAUGCUGGUGGAGCUGCUGAGCAACCAAGUGAAGGAGAAGCUGCUGGUGGUGAUGGCACUGCGCCUGCUUUAUGUGUUCAUGGCAAAGUACGAUUGGAGAGUUCUCUUUGCCACGGAAGGCGGGGUGCGUGCCGUGUUGGGCUGCAUGCAGGAAUAUCCCGCAUCGGCAUUGGUCCAGCAGGCUGGCUUAGCAGCCCUGAAAGUCCUGGUGGGUGCUGGGAAUUGUGAGCUUCUGGGCAGCAGUGGGAAGGCUAACCCUCUGAACCACUCAGAUGCCCAGAUGAUGCGGGAGAUCUUUGCUAGCAUUGGUUCUGCUUCUGGCAAGGAUUCGGAUAACUUGCUCUGUGUCAUCUGUACAGCUAUUGAGAAGAUGUUGGGCACACCUGGGGCUUCAUCAGCAGUGCAGAAUGGACUCUUGGUGCUGAACAUGCUGAUCAACCAUCACAAGGGCCUGGCGGAGCAGCUAGGAAACUCUGACCUCCACACCAUCCUGCAGAGCUGCUGCCGAGCUGGCCAGAGCUCCAACGAGAUCCUGGCUCGGAUAGUGCUGAAGAGUCUGGCUGAACAUAAGUUGCCACUGAGCCAGGAGAAUGCAGAGUCUGAGACCUCCUUUGAGCUGAAGGACAUGGAUGUCCCCACCCUGCUGAAAAACCUCCAGGAGACCAACUUCUCCAAGGAGGUGGUGCUAGCCCUGGAACGCUGCCUUUGUGAUGAGGGUGUCUGCCCUGAGGGCAAUGGCACCGAGCUUUUGCCAGACCGUGAGCACUUCUUGAUGUUGAUGAAAACCCUUGAACAGCUGGGAGCCGAGAAGACUGUGCAGAUGGGCAUGCUGAGGAUUUUGAAUAAGUUUUUGGACAGUACCCAAGAGGAUGCACUGCCCUGGCAUGAGUGCAUUGAGCCCUGCCUGUCCUCUCUGAGCGCCAACAGCAAUGACCGGGAGGUUGUGCAGGAGUUCAUUCGCUUCCUGCAUCGCCUGGCCACCACAAACAAAGACUGUGCCGUGGUGAUGAGUCGCGUGGGCACAAAGGAGGCGCUCACCAAAGCGAUGGACAGGUACAACUCCAAUCUGCUGCUAGUGACGGAGCUGCGCGACCUGGUGACCGACUGCGAGAAAUACGCCAGCCUUUACAAGAAGAUGACCACCAGCAUCCUGGCUGGCUGCAUCCAGAUGGUUCUGGGUCAGAUAGAGGAGCACAGGAGGAGCCACCAGCCUAUCAACAUCCCUUUCUUUGACGUGUUCCUGCGCAACCUUUGCCAGGGUUCCAACGUGGAGGUGAAGGAAGACAAGUGUUGGGAGAGGGUGGAAGUCUCCUCAAACCCCCACCGAGCCAGCAAGCUGACGGAUAGGAACCCAAAGACAUACUGGGAAUCCAAUGGCAGCACUGGCUCCCACUACAUCAAUGUCUACAUGCAUCGUGGAGUGGUGGUCAGGCAGAUGACUCUGCUAGUGGCCAGUGAGGACUCCAGCUACAUGCCAGCCCGGAUCGUGGUCAUGGGAGGAGAGAACUCUUCCAACAUCACUACCGAGCUCAUUACUCUGAAUGUCCUGCCAUCAGCCAGCAGGGUGGUUCUUUUGGAGAACAUGGCCCGCUUCUGGCCCAUCAUACAAAUCAAAAUCAAGCGUUGUCAGCAGGGGGGCAUUGACACUCGCGUGCGUGGCAUCGAGGUGCUGGGCCCCAAGCCCACCUUCUGGCCCAUCUUCAAGGAGCAGCUGUGCCGGCGCACGUACCUCUUCUACACCACCAAGGCGCACACCUGGUGCCAGGAAAUCUCGGAGGACCGGAUGCAGCUGCUGCAGCUCUUCAACAGGUUGAACAGUGCCUUGCGCCACGAGCAGGUCUUUGCCGACCGCUUCCUUCCCGACGACGAAGCUGCCCAGGCCCUGGGCAAGACCUGCUGGGAGGCUCUGAUCAGCCCUUUGGUGCAGAGCAUCACCACUCCAGAUCCCAGCGGCAUCAGCCCCCUUUCCUGGCUCCUGAGCCAAUACCUGGAGAACCUGGAGGCUUCCCGGAGCAGCAAAAGCCGGGCGGCCAUCUUCAACUCUCGCGUCCGGCGCCUGAGCCACCUGCUGGUGCACGUGGACUCCAGCAGCCCUGAGCCCGAGGAACUCAAGCCCCCCGUGAAAUCCAAUGGGAAGAAUGGGAAGAACAAAGAGUCCAGCUCUGGGACCGUCAAGGCAGCUGUGAAGAAGCCCAGCAGCACCAAUGGCAUCACCCAGUGCUGGAAAGGGGUGGUCCAGCAGCAGGUGAAGCUGUUCCUGGAGUCCUCCUGGCAGGCCCCGGACUUUGUGGAGCGCUACUGCAAGACCUACGUGCGCCUCCGCACCGCCAUGGAGGAGCUCUUUGGGCAGCAGAUGUCCUUCAUGCUGGCCCUGUGCCACGGCUUCUCGGGGGGUCUGCUGCAGCUCUCCUUCCUGACAGCCAUGCAUGUGAGUGAGCAGUUUGCCCGCUACAUCGACCGGUGGAUCCAGGAGAGCUGGGCGGACUCUGGCAACGUGGAGACUUUGCGGCGCCUGCAGCAGAGCCUGGAGCCCGUCCUCUUCCUGGCAGGCCUGGAGUUGGCCAACACCUUUGAGCACUUCUACCGGUACUACCUGGGAGACCGGCUCCUGUCGCAGGGCAAGACGUGGCUGGAGCGUGCGGUGGUGGAGCACAUUGGGCUCUGCUUCCCCAACCGCUUCCCCCAGCAGAUGCUGAAGAACCUGAGUGAGCUGGAGGAGCAGCAGCAGCAGUUCCACCUCUUCCAGCUGGAGCAGCUUGACAAGCACAUGCUGGAACUCGACCAGGAUGGGAGCUGGGAGGCGGAGGAGGAGAUGGAGGAAGGAGAGAUGGUGGAGGCGCAGCAGCUGUUCUCUCAGGAGGAAGAGGCCGAGGUGAAGGUGCUGGCGCUGUCUCCACGCUGUUGGACCAUCUCCUCGUUCUGCUACCUGGAGGAUCCUGCCCGGUUCUUCCCAGAAUCCCUUAGUCAGCACCUGAGCAAGUUUGCUGACUUCUACACCCAGAGUCAGAGCCGCUUUGGGCUGGAGCACACCAAGCCGCGGCGUUUGCAGUGGACGUGGCUGGGCCAUGCGGAGCUGGAGUACCAGGGCUGCCUCCUGCACGUCUCCACCCUGCAGAUGUACAUCCUCCUCUGCUUCAACACCGCCGAGGAGGUUUCGGUGGACACACUGUUACAAGCCACGGAUCUUUCCCCCGUCCUCCUGCAUCAUGCGCUGAAACCUCUAACGAAUGAGAAUGGGAUCCUGACCCAGAGUCAGAAUGUCUUGAGGCUGAAGGAAGGGACGCUGAGUCAAAUGUCCGGCCAGCGCCUGUGGCUGUUGCCCAAGCAGACCUACUUGAACGUGGAAGAGAAUGAGGGCAGUGCUCUGGAGAGGAAGAGGAACAUCAUCUGCUGCCUCCUUAUCCAGAUCUUGAAAGAAGAGAAAGAGAUACACAUUGACAACCUGGUGUUCAAGGUGAUCGAUGCCUGCCAGAAAUGGGAGUCUGGCUCAGCUCUGAAGUUCUUGAGCUUCUGCUGCAGCAGCACGGAUGUCCUGUCCUGCAUCUUGCACUUGCUGAGCCAGGGCUACAUCCUGCGGCAGGAAGAGAACCCGCAGCUGCUGGAGUACAUCUGUGCUGAGCCCACCACACCUCACCGGGGCCAAGCUCAGCUCAUCUUCCAGAGCACCGAUUGCCAAAAGGCCAAGGCUUCUUCUGGGACAGACCCUGGCAACAAAUUGCCUUUCAGGUUAGAUGCCUUUGGCCUCGGCACAGAACAGGUUCUUAUGGAGACGGUGUUGCUGCCCAUGGGGCGCACAAUGAGCCAAGACGAAGUUGGGGUGCUGAUGAACCAGACGGUGCAGAGGGUCUCAGAUACCCUGAGCGUGACGGCAGAUGUAGCCCAGCACCUGCUUAUACACUGUAAAUGGAACGUGGAUGUUCUGAUUCAGCGCUACACAGAGGAUCCAGAGGUGCUCCUGUUCUCCUCAGGGAUGCAAGUGCGAAACCCCCAGGAGCCCUCGAGCCCUGUCACUCACUGUCCAGUCUGCGUGAAUCUGCUGGGUCAAGAUGACAACCCACCUGUUCUCUGCUGCAUGCACUACUGCUGCAAGUCCUGCUGGAAUGAAUACUUGACAACUCGGAUUGAACAGAACCUGAUUCUGAAUUGUACAUGUCCCAUAACUGACUGCCCUGCGCAGCCGACUACUGCCUUUAUCCGCUCUAUCAUUUCCUCCAAGGAGGUCAUUGCCAAGUAUGAGAAAGCGCUCCUGAGGGGUUAUGUUGAAUGCUGCUCAAACCUGACCUGGUGUACCAACCCCCAAGGUUGCGAUCAGAUCCUCUGCAAGGAAGGUCUUGGCUGUGGAGAAGCCUGCUCAAAGUGCUCUUGGGUCUCCUGCUUCAACUGCAAUUUCCCAGAGGCUCACUAUCCCGCCAGCUGCAGCCAUAUGUCCCAGUGGAUGGAUGACGGUGGGUUUUAUGAAGGGAUGACCGUGGAAGCCCAAAGCAAGCACCUGGCCAAACUCAUCUCCAAGCGCUGCCCAAGCUGCCAAGCCCAAAUAGAGAAAAAUGAGGGCUGUCUGCAUAUGACUUGUGCCAAAUGUAACCAUGGAUUUUGCUGGCGCUGCCUGAAGCCUUGGAAACCAACCCACAAGGACUAUUAUAAUUGUUCUGCUAUGGUGAGCAAAGCAGCUCGACAGGAGAAGCGUUUCCAAGACUAUAAUGAAAGGUGUACCUUCCAUCAUCAAGCAAGGGAAUUUGCCAUGAACUUGCGAAAUAGGGUUUCCACUGUCAGUGAUGUGCCACAGAUUCGGUCCUUGACGUUUGUCGUUGACACCUGCAAAAUGCUGGAACAAGCGCGGAAAGUGCUGGCUUACUCCUGUGUAUACAGCUACUAUAACCAGGACACUGAAAAGAUUGACAUCAUGGAGCAACAAUCAGAGAACCUGGAGCUGCACACCAAUGCUCUGCAAAUCCUUUUGGAAGAGAUGUUGCUGCAGUGCCAGGAUCUUGCCUCUUCGAUUCGGCUGCUCAAAGCCGAGCAUUUUAAUACAGGUCUAGAGCUGGUGCGCAGGAUCCAAGAACGACUCCUAGCAAUUCUGCAGCAUGCCACACAGGACUUCCGUGUGGGAUUCCAAACCCGACAAGGCUCUGAACAGAGGGAGAUGAAGUUAUCCAAUGUGCCUAAUGCCACGCCUACUUAUAAAGAGCUUGUUUUCGAUGAGGCAUCCGAUUCAGCCGACACAGAUGAUGGUGGCAAAGAGGAAGAGGAUGACGACGAGGAUGAAGACGAAGAAUACGUCCCCGAGUGGCAGGAGGAGUACGAUGACGAAGAUCUCGAUGAUGACAAUAUUUCUUACGAUGAUGAAUCGGAGAAUCUGGAGAGGGAUUCUUUCUUUUUUGACGACGCUUACUAGUAGAGUUGGCCUCCUGGCACCCCAAAUUCACACCAGAGAAUCCUGGAGUAAAACAUUGCCUGUCACUCAGACAGCCUUGUCCUGGCUGCACUCUCUGCUCUGCUUCUGUCAUAGUCCAAGGACAGCAAGGAGAAAUAGAUUUCAGUCAGGCGGGAGUUUGUAUGGUAGUUUACAACAAAAGGGUGCUUUCCUCUUUGAGAUGGCUGGUUGUGACUCUCUUGGUACAACUUGCAGGGCUGCUGUGCCCGGUUACAUAGGAACUUCAUCAGCUCUUGGCACAAGCGGUGGUGGGGAGGGUGUGUUCUUUGUCAUCUGUGAGCUUUUUUUCCAUGCUCUUCCUUGGGGAAUGAAACCAAGUACCAAUCUAGCAACAGGUCCAGCCAUUAUCUCGUCCCAUUACAGGCUUCAACCUUGAGAGAUUCAGGGCACACCACAUGCCAUUUAUGUCCGUGUGAAAAGUUGCACACCACUCUUGCCUGUAUUUCCUAUAUCUUCUUUCCACACUUGCUGCUAUCACCCAGGAAUCCAGCCUUGGCAAAACCUACUUGAUUUCAUAAUCUAGCCUGACAAUGGCGAAUGCCCCAGGAAUCAUAGUGACACAGCCUUGAGUGCCAGUUUUUUAGCCCAGUGGCUUUUGGUUCUCAGUAGUGAUGUUCCCUGUGGGGUAAAGACAUGGAAUGUGCACCCACCACACAUGGACGCACAAAGUAUUUCUUAAGGGCCUCUGUCUGCCAAGGCAAUUCUCAUUUCUGUUCUAGCACACGUCUGAAAACUAGGGGCGGAGUUUUUCACUCCUUUGCAGCGAAAAGCUCUCUGCUGGAUUGAGUGACCAGGGAGGAAUGUUCUAACUAGAGAGAAGGUAAUUUAGGUCAUUGGGUGUGUUUGGAGAUGAGAGCUGGUGAAAUAGUUAAAGAAUUUUUUUGAAAUAGAGCUCAAGUGCCCUGCUCUGAGUCUGACAGGUAGUUCUGUGGGUUGCCAGCACUCUUGAAUGGACAUGGUUUUGAGUGUACCUCUUUCGUUGAGAGGUCAGUUUUCUGUGGGGUUGUUUUUUUUUUUUUGUUGUUCCUUUGUCAUUGGAAUCGUCUUCUCUUCCUUCAGAUAGGAAUUCUGCAGGAUGUAGAGGUUCAGAGGGUUCAUAUAUAUAUAAUAAAUAUAUAUAUACACACAUAUAUAUAUAUAUAUGAAGAAGCUGAAAUUGUUCAGAUUAUUAUGCUUUAUCUUUUCUUGAAAAAUCAAAAAGAAUCCUGAAACAACAAGAUUAUACACCACCUGUUUAUGUAAUAAACAGUUUUUUUCUUUUA
Messenger RNA from Podarcis raffonei (Aeolian wall lizard), 9313 nucleotides. Its product is annotated as cullin-9-like. Gene Ontology annotation, biological process: ubiquitin-dependent protein catabolic process. The transcript is spliced from 41 exons. Bases 426 to 8012 code for a protein of 2528 amino acids. The record is from RefSeq and is a predicted model, not a curated record. Lineage: Eukaryota; Metazoa; Chordata; Lepidosauria; Squamata; Lacertidae. Gene Ontology annotation, molecular function: ubiquitin protein ligase binding; zinc ion binding.